Molecule: messenger RNA, 1854 nt
Organism: Theobroma umbraticum
Lineage: Eukaryota; Viridiplantae; Streptophyta; Magnoliopsida; Malvales; Malvaceae
Source: RefSeq, a predicted model, not a curated record
AUGGGAAACAUUGGCUUCCUUUUCCCUCUUAUGGUGUAUGUGGUGGUGUUGCGCCACUUUGUGGCUACUUUCUUAGCGGAAUCACCCAACACCUCGACUGACCAAUUGGCUCUUCUUGCACUUAAAGACCAUGUAACUCAUGACCCUCAAAACCUGUUGGCAACCAACUGGACUAGUGCAAUUUAUGUUUGCAACUGGAUUGGUGUCACUUGCGGAUCCAAUCAUCAAAGAGUCACUGCUCUUGAUAUUUCUAACAUGAGUCUUAUAGGCACCAUCCCACCUCACUUGGGAAAUCUGUCUUUUCUAUCUUUGCUUAACAUCCGAUUUAAUCAUUUUCAUGGCUCAUUGCCCAUUGAGUUGGCUAACUUGUCUUCACUGAAAUAUAUAAACUUUGGCCACAACAACUUUCAUGGAGAAAUCCCAUCAUGGUUUGAUUCCUUCACUAAUCUUCAUAGCUUGUUACUAUAUGGUAACAACUUCUCUGGUGUUAUCCCGUCUGCUUUAGGCUCUUUGUCAAACCUUGACACGUUGAUCUUGUAUGACAAUGAUCUGGAGGGGCAUGUUCCUAUUGCAAUCGGAAACCUUUCUAACUUGAAAUGGUUGUAUUUGUACAAUAAUCACCUUUCAGGUUGUAUAAUGAUCAAUUUGCUCCAUCAUCAAUAUAUCUCUAUUGAAAAUAUUGAUUUGAACGUUAAUAAUCUCAUUGCAGGUCAACUUCCAUCGCCUCUAUUCAAGUGUCAAGAGUUAGAAGUUUUAUCUUUAUCUAACAAUGCCUUGGAGGGAAGUGUGCCUCAAGAAAUUAGGAAUCUGACUAGAUUAAGUCAAUUGUAUCUUGAUCUUAACAACUUCACAGGUGAAAUUCCAUCAAUAAUCAAAAGCUUGCUUUUCCUUAAGGUUCUUGCAUUAGAUGAUAACAACUUCACAGAUAUAGGGAACAACCACUUGAUUGACACUUUUCCAAUUUGGUUAGGAAAUUUAGAUCUACAAGUUCUUAUCUUGCGAUGUAAUAGAUUCUAUGAUCGCAUUGAUAACUUUGAAGGUAAAUUUUCCUUCACUCAUUUGCGAAUCAUCGAUCUCUCUGACAAUGACUUCAAUGGCUACUUACCAACAAAAUUUUUUGAAAAUCUUCAAGCUAUAAGAAGUGAGAGUGAAAACAAAGGUGACCCAAAGUACAUGAUAUAUUCUGGGACUAAUCAAGGUUUUUAUUUUUAUGAAUCUUUAUUUAUUACAACAAAAGGGUUGGAGAUGGAGCUCAUGAAAAUCUUAACCACUUGGACAAUUAUUGACUUUUCUAAUAAUCGAUUUAAAGGACAGAUACCUCAAGUAGUUGGAGAACUUCGUUCACUUAUUGUCCUCAACCUCUCUCACAAUAGUUUAAGGGGUCCUAUCCCAUCAAUAUUAGGAAAGUUGUCAGCACUUGAAUCAUUAGAUCUCUCAUCAAACAAGCUCAAAGGAAAAAUUCCACCACAAUUAAUAAAUCUUAUAUUCUUAGAGGUGUUAAACCUUUCUUGGAAUAAUCUAGUGGGACUCAUUCCUCGAGGCAAACAAUUUGAUACUUUCACAAAUGAUUCCUACAUUGGAAACUUGGGUUUAUGUGGACUUCCUUUAUCCAAAAAUUGUAGCAACGAAAAGAAUUUGGUACCACAACCAACAAAGUUUGAUGAAGAUGGUGAUGUUGUGAAUUGGAAAUUUUCUAUAUUGAUGGGGUAUGGAUGUGGGCUUGUUUGUGAAUUGAGCAUGGGAUACAUUGUGUUCACAACUGGAAAACCAUGGUGGCUGGUUAGGAUCGUUGAGAGAGGUCAACAAAAAUAUGUUAUGAGAGGGAAAAUCCGCAGAAGUAGAGGAAGGAGGUAA